AUGGGCUUGAAAUUUUGUGUAUUUUUGCUCCUUCAUUGCUGGGUUUUUCUGGGUUUUAGCUUGGGAGCUCAUUCUGAGGAGGGGUCUGAGGUGGCUGUGAAAUUACUGAAAACCCCUCGUGCAUUAUCCAAUAGAAACUCAGCCAUUUUUGUUUUUCAAGCUGUGAGGGGCGCCAAUGGCGGCCUUUGCUCUGAUUGUGCCACCAAUUGUAAGCUGGAUCAUGGCAUGUUCUCAGCUUGCGAAGGUCGAAAAGUUUCGUAUUCGAAAUUAUUAGAAGGGAAUCAUUUCUUUGAGGUGUGCCUUAACGGGUCUACACGAGCUGCCUGCACCAGCUACAACUGGACUGUUGACACAGUGAGGCCCACAGCUCACCUUACAGCCGAGACAUCCUUUACGAAUGCUUCUCGUACUUCGGUCAAUAUAUCCUUCAGUGAAGCUUGCCGAGGUUUCAAAUGUUCUUCUGUAAAUGCAUGCAAUCUUCUUGUUUAUGGUCCCGGUGAGGUCUUGCCUAGUACACUCGACAUCAUACAACCGAUCUUGAAAUACUCGAUUACGGUAAAAGUGUCUGGAGGAGUUCGAAACGGACGUUUAAUCUUAGUGAUGGAUAAAAAUUUCUGUACAGACUCUGCAGGUAACCAGUUCAUAAGGACAGAGAAUUCGAGCUUAUUCAUACAUUUUGAUAGAAGGAGUGUGCAUGUGGAUAUGAGGACUCACGUGCCCGAAAGGCUGCUUCAACUAAAUAGCGACACUCGAACUGUAUUAGCAACAAACAAAAAUAAAUACUUGAAAGUGUACUUAUAUUUUACCGAGCCAGUACUGAACUCGUCGGCCGAGAUCUUGAAUUCCCUCAAAUUAAAUCAAGGCUCGCUCGUCCCUAUAAAUGGGAGUACGUUUGGACAGCGAAGAUUUGGCUAUCAGCUUAUGGAUAUUUCAGAUUUGGCCAUUGUAACUGUAAGUCUUCAGUCGGAUAUGGUGAUUAGCAGACAAGGGACACCGAUUUCUCCAGUUCCUCCUGUAUCCUUUUUAUAUGAUACCGAAAGACCCACUGUCAAGCUGAGCACGACAUGUAACAUGCGGACUAAAGAGAAAACUGUUCCUAUUCUGAUCAAAUUCGUGAAGCCAGUGUUCGAUUUCAAUUCGUCUCACGUAUCGAUUUCAGGGGGUCAUUUGCAGAGUUUUCAAGAAAUGACAAGGAGCAGCUACACAGCACAUAUACAAGCAGAAAGUGAUACAAUUUCAGUCAGUAUUCCUGAAAACAUUACAGCAGAUAUUUCUGGAAAUCGAAAUCGAGCCUCUAAUACUCUUCAAGUGAAGCACUAUGCUGUACCUGUUGAAUCAUUUGUUCUUUCGUAUUUCGUUACGGCUACUUUUGCCUUAACUGCUCUAAUAUCCGGUUCUUUAACUCUUUCGACCACAAGCUUGCUAUUAGCUGGCGCAUUCUCUAGACCAAGUUCUAUCUUAUGCUUCGAUCCUGCACGAAAUCUUUUCAGAAUAGCUUCCCACCUCCAAGUGUUUGCAUUUUCAAGAUGGCUUCCAGUCACCUUGCCAGUCGAAUAUUACGAGCUCACGAAAGGCCUACAAUGGAGUAUUCCUUACUUCAACCUCCCGUGGGAAAAUCGAGGAGAUUAUUCAGUCAUGGUGGGGUCAAAUUCCCCGAAAGAUCGACUAUUUCGUGUUUACGAGGGCCUUCAGCCGGGAGCUGUAAAUAUAAAUCCGGCAGGGAAAGUUUUCGGUUUGCCUCUGACUCCAAUCGAGUACAGAUCAUAUUUCGAGAGCCAGAAUAUCUUGCCCGAAGCUGAUUACAUUUUAGACCCACAAAAUUCACAUGGGUGGAGAGAUUUUAGCCGAAGCAUGUUUUGGUUGGCAAUAAUCUUUGGGAGCUUGUUAAUGCUGCACGUUAUACUGCUCGCGAUCCUUAAAUUCAGAAAGCAGAACAAGGAAAAAGAAAAACAAAGCUAUGGAGCACUCAUUUUCCCAAGAUUCGAAAUUUUCCUUGCAAUCCUCGCACUCCCUUGCAUUUGUGAAGCUUCGGCAGCUUUAAUAAAAGGAGCAUCAUCUUCGGGUAUGAUAGUUGGCGUACUCUUACUAAGUUUAGUAGCAUUUUUGCUACUCUGCUUGCUUUUAUUCCUUUCGUUCGGAAUAACAUUGGGGAAGCUACUCCAAUACAAGGAAGUUCAUCAAAUGGGCCGAAAAUCCCACUGGUACCAAGAGCUUAUCCGAGUCACUUUAGGCCCUGGCAAACGAGGCCAAUGGACGUGGAAAAACGAGCCGAAAUCGAUGUACCUCGCCAUUCUAGGCCCAUUUUUCGAGGACCUCAGAGGCCCGCCAAAGUACAUGCUGUCCCAAAUUUCGGAAGGUGGCAGCCUCAAGACGCCACCUGGCGAUGAUCGAAUCAUCGACUCGGACGAUGAGAAUGAAGAUGCCGAAGCACCUUUUAUUCAGAAACUAUUCGGCAUUUUAAGAAUUUAUUACACGUUAAUCGAGAUUGUUAAGCGCGUGACUCUCGGGAUACUCGCAGGGGCAUACUCGGGAAUUUGGUCCUCACGAACCCCGACAAUUACUCUACUCUGCAUGACUUCGUUUCAACUCUUCUUCAUAGUUCUCAAGAAGCCAUUCAUCAAGAAAAAAGUCCAAUUAGUCGAGAUAAUAUCGAUUUCGUGCCAAGUUUCCAUUUUUGCGCUUUUCGCCGUGUUCUUUGAUCGAGAGUUCUCGCCGGAAAACGAGAGGAGGCUCGGGAUUUCAAUGCUGCUCGUUUUUUUGUUAUCUUUUUUAGCAGAAAUGGCAAACGAAUGGGUAGCAUUGUACGUGCAGAUCAAGCGUUUGGAUCCCGUGACAAAUUCUUUCUUGCAUGGGAUGAAAACGGGUUUUGUCGGGCUCGUUUUGUUCGUGGGCCCACGUGGGUUGACCAAAAAGUUGACUACACGGUUCCCGAUAAGCAACGAGACGGGACGAAAUGUGAGCGUAAACAGCAGGGUCUCGGGCGAGAGGCCAUGGCUGAGGCAAAUACGUGAGCUGGCGAGGUCUAGCUUAAGUAAAGAUGGGAAUAAUAAAACGAGCCUAAGCGAACCCUCGACGAGCAAGUCGAGAGGGAGCGGUUUUUGGAAGAGUAAGAGGAGCGGGAGCUCGUCUGCAUCGACGUCGACCGAUUUUAAGGCGAAGCCGAAAGGGACACUGGGCCGAAAAGCAGUUCGAAACAAAAUCAGCCCAAGAUCUGUGCAAUCCUUAACGAGGUCGAGGACACUAAGCUCAGCCCAGAAGAGAGAAGAUAUAGAAAUGGCUCUUGCGAAGGCCAAGCAGAUUGUCUCGUCAAACCCUGUUGUGGUUUUCAGCAAAACAUACUGUGGAUAUUGCGGUAGGGUGAAAAAGCUUCUAUCCCAACUGAAAGCUACUUACAAAAUUAUCGAACUUGAUGAGGAAAGUGACGGUGAUGAAAUUCAGACGGCUCUUGCAGAGUGGACGGGGCAGAGGACUGUCCCAAAUGUGUUCAUCAAUGGCAAACACAUUGGUGGCUCUGAUGUUGUAGCUGCAAAACACGAACGAGGCGAGCUUGUUCCGUUGCUUACUGAAGCUGGUGCGGUACCGAAAUAA
This is a messenger RNA of Striga hermonthica, 3588 nucleotides long. The record is from the annotation of a GenBank genome assembly. NCBI's taxonomy places the organism in Eukaryota, Viridiplantae, Streptophyta, Magnoliopsida, Lamiales, Orobanchaceae.